GUACCGAUCCCAUCGUUUCUGUGGUAACUCACCAAUAUUCCCAAAUAGGUAAUGCUAUUGAUGAUAGAAAGAAUGGUGGUGCUUAAACGUAUGAACUGAAUUUACCUGAAUUUGAUUUGAUGAUUUGUCAUGUUUAGUGUUUGCAACUACCUUUGUUUUGUUAUUUCAGCCCCAUGGACCCAUCCGUACCUCCCAAGCACCCAGUAGUGAGCGGUGCAACCACUAACGAUGAGCAGGUUAAACCACGCAGUCUCCGUUUCACUUGGAGCAUGAAAACCACGAGUAGUCGAGAUCCGAACGAAAUCAUGUCAGAAAUACGAAAGGUAUUGGACGCGAACAAGUGUCAGUACGAGCAACGCGAAAGGUUCCUGCUUCUCUGCGCACACGGCGACGCGGCGACAGACAGCCAAGUACAAUGGGAGAUCGAAGUCUGUAAACUGCCACGGCUUUCUCUGAACGGUGUACGGUUCAAACGGAUCUCAGGCACGUCGAUCGGCUUCAAAAACAUUGCUAGCAAAAUAGCGAACGAACUCAAGCUGUGACUGCCGACAACUGGCGCCCUAUCCACUCGCGCCAAUCCAUAACGCUCUCGUGAUCGAUGACACGGAUUCACGGUUACCGACGACUUUCAUUUUUCCUUCUUCUGGGACUCUAAUCCGGUCGGCGAUAUCGGCACCGAUACCGACACCGACACCGACACCGAUAUCGAUAUCGAGUCCGACACUGAUUCCGGUUCUCGUUCUGGUUCCGGCCCCGGUCUCAGUUCCGGUUCCGGUUCCAACUCUCAUUCCGAUACCAAUAACCGAGAAAUCUUCGUUUGAAUCUUGUCCCAGUCGAGCAACGAAAGUAAACGUCGGCCGAGUCGAGCUCUCACUGAUCAUUGAUCACCGGUCACCGAUCCAACGAUCUAUCAACGCGUUACGCCGUCGUCCCGUGUUAAUUCUUCGAAAGCCUCGAAAACAAAUCACUGUAAUCCGUGACCGUUGAACGCGCGCGUAUUCAAAUACUCCCGAGUGCCAAAAAAAAAAAAAAAAGAAAGAAAAGAAAAGAAAAGAAAAAACGAAACGAAACGAAACGAAACGAAAUGAAGCGAAAGGUCGGUUCAUUCGUGAAAUCGUCUGGACGCGGAACAAUACAAUGAGAGAAGACUGUCGUGUGGGAGUGUGAGUAGAACUGUGGAGAGGUGUUGAUCGGACAAAGAUGUGAAUGAAUCCAAUGGCGCCACGGAGAAGGGAAAAGACGCGGAGGCAAAAGGAAGGAAGAGAAGGGGAAUCGAAAUAGAAAAUCGACCAACGAGUCGAACGUGUACCGCGUGUCGAACACUACACGACCGUGGUAAAACACUGUUUCUCUACAUGUUCUUCUCGUUUUGGCAUGCAAAGGACAGUUCCUGACAACUUCGAUAACCCGAAGAUAAUCGUACGCAUCGUCGUAUCGAUCGUUUCGAGACGCCCGAUGCCCAUCAAUCGUAACUCUCUCGAUCGCGCACGUCACGCCAGUACGGCCCGCCGUCAAGUUGAAAACGCUAGACGCUUACACAGUAUUAUGUACUCAGAGCAACGUUCGUUCGCAACACCGUCUCCUGUGGCAACUGUGAAAAAAAAAAAAUCGCCGUUUUGCGUAACCUCAGCCAAUCCUGUAUUCGCUUACGCUCUUCUUCCUCGGAGUUACACUCGAUCUCUUUUGUAUUUUCCAAUUUCUUUCUCCUUGCCUUGUUCAUUUGUCGAACUCGUUAACGGGAGGGUAGGAGGGGGAGGAAAAAAAAAGAAACAGAAAAAAGAAAAAAGAAACACGUUCUACGUCUUUAUUUGCUACAUCUUUAAACUGUGCCUAACGAGAUGCGUAUCGAUGAAAUUGAUGAUACUUUCUUCUCCAUGCGGGAGAAAAGGAGACGGGAGCAAAGAAGAAGAAAUCGGAAGGGCCAAGAUGAAAGGAAGAGACGGGAUGAAUAGGAGAGACAAGAGAGGGCCGCACUCUUCGGAGAAAAGUGGAUGUUUUGAUCGAGACGUUCGAUCGAGAGCCGCGCGCAUUGUGCAGAAUACCUACUAUAUCCGAGAGUCUUUCUUUUCGCAACGUUCACUUUUUCGAAUUGUUUUAUAUAUGUAAGGAGCACUUAAGAAGACAAGCGGUCUGUUUGUACAUAAUCGAUCAAACUAUUCGAAUAAUCUGUAAAGGAAUACGUAGACUUUUACUCGUACACAUACGGGAGGAAAAAAAGCAUCUUCACACACUUGUCGUUCGUUGAACGUUUGAAAGGAGUUCAACCAUUUCGAUAUAUUAUACCGCGAGUGUAUAUCAACACGCACGCGCCGAACCAUUUACACACUUUCAAAUAUUUUUACAACAACCUACUUUUUUAUCUAUAUCAUAAGUUUAAAAACAAAAAAAAAAAAACCAUGCGACACUGUAGGCAGAUCAGCCAAAUUAAUUAAUUAACGCGUUAUUACUAUUACUAUUAUUAUCAUUAUCAUUAUUAUUAAUAUUAUUAUUAUUAUUAUUAUUAUUAUUAUUAUUAUUAUUAUUGUUAUAUAUAUAUAUUUUUAUUUUUAUUUUUAUUAAUAUUAUACCGAUAACGUUACGACACAAUGUUAAACGUAUCGGGACAGAAGUAGAGAAAGAGGAGCCACUAAUUAUCGUAACUUAAGGAUUAUUAUCGAUCGAAUCUACUCGUAUAUAUCUCGCGCAAGUAACAAUGCAAGUACUUUGCUCCGAAAAAAGGGAAGAAAAAAAUAAAACAAUUCCGGAAUAAUACCUAGCAAAUAUGCACGCGCGCACGACAUCGUCGAUAACGAGAUCUGUUAUUUCUACGAAGGAUACUAUGUAAGAUUAUAUUUAAGUAUUGUAAUUGGCUAUAUACUAUUACGCUAUUUAACCUUUUAUUCGCAAAUGUAAUCGCGAUUAAAUGAAGUUAAAUUAGGAAUUAUUGUAAAUGUAGAGGCGACUAGAGAGACUUGGUGUAUAUAUAUAAUAUAAUAUACGAAGGUACUAAAUUAA
Messenger RNA from Frieseomelitta varia, 2994 nucleotides. RefSeq names its product serine/threonine-protein kinase MARK1-like. The coding region runs from base 174 to 542 and encodes 122 amino acids. NCBI's taxonomy places the organism in Eukaryota, Metazoa, Arthropoda, Insecta, Hymenoptera, Apidae. The transcript has 3 exons. The record is from RefSeq and is a predicted model, not a curated record.